AUGCGAUUCUUCGCCCGUCUCCGCAACUGGGAGUUUCGUCAGUUGCCAGCGGUGCACCGCUGCACCCGUCCCACGCGUCCGGACAAAGCCCGGAAGAUGGGCUACAAGGCCAAGCAGGGCUACUGCAUCUACCGCGUCCGCGUCAAGCGCGGCGACCGCAAGAAGCGCGUGGCCAAGGGCAUCGUCUACGGAAAGCCCGUGAACCAGGGCAUCAACAAGUGGAAGGCGGUCCGGAACCUAAGGAACAUUGCUGAGGAGCGAGUGGGCCGAAAGUGUGGCAGCCUUCGCGUGCUGAAUUCCUAUUGGGUGGCACAGGACGCUGUUCACAAGUGGUUCGAGGUUGUGAUGGUGGAUCCGUUCCACAAGACCGUUCGAGACGACCCGCGGAUCAACUGGAUCUGCAAGCCUGUGAUGAAGCACCGNNGCACCGCGAACUGCGAG
Symbiodinium necroappetens is the source of this 441-nucleotide messenger RNA. Lineage: Eukaryota; Dinophyceae; Suessiales; Symbiodiniaceae. The record is from the annotation of a GenBank genome assembly.